Messenger RNA from Oldenlandia corymbosa var. corymbosa, 1612 nucleotides. Lineage: Eukaryota; Viridiplantae; Streptophyta; Magnoliopsida; Gentianales; Rubiaceae. The record is from the annotation of a GenBank genome assembly.
UAAAAAUUGAAACGAAGAAUAUUGCUAAAAUUUGGUAACAGUUAACAGCACGCCGUCACAUACUAUUUCAAUAUUACUAACAGACCAGAAACACCGAUUUCGUACAGAAGCCGACUUUCUUCCGCCCUUUUGCCCCUCCCAGUUGGCUGCGCCACCGCAAGUCCACCACCGCUGCGAUAUCCAUCAGUGCAGCAGACGCUGCCGUAUUCCAAACGGCAGCCACCUUUCGACCAAAACCCCUCAAGAAAUUCAACUGGAAUCACUCAUUUUUACCAUCGGAAGGCCUACGACGACUUCACCAUGCCGGACCAAACUCCCCUUGAUAGUAAUCACCAUCCAAACCAGCGGCCCCCUGCAUCUACCUCCGCGCCGUUGCCACUGGUAAUGGAUGGGUUGGAAGAGGACGAGAGGCUAUCCAAGUCCGAGGUAUUGACCCAACAGGAGGUACUGAAACGCCGGGUCCGCCGGUUGAGGCAACUUUCCAAGAUCUUUCGGGAACUUUUUUGGUCAAUGAUGGAAGAAUUGAAGUAUAAGCACCGGGAGUAUAUUUGGGAGUACGGAAAAAGCCCUUAUCAAGAAGACGAUGAGCACAACAAUAAUAGCAGUAAUAAUAACAAUACGAUUGCCGGUGUUAAGAGCGAAAACGGGGAGGCCAGUUUCCAUGAAAACCCGGAUACUAAUCGUAUUUUUUCCAAUGGAGGGGCAAAUAGGUGCGGGGUUCAUGGCUGUAAAUCAAAGGCGAUGGCUUUGACCAAAUUCUGCCAGAUGCAUAUUUUGUCCGACGCCAAACAGAAACUCUACAAGCCUUGCAAUUAUGCCAUUAAAAGUUCGCCCACGGGACCGAUCUUGUGUGGUAAGCCAAUACUGAGGUCCAUUGUUCCUUCGUACUGCACUGCUCAUUAUCAGAAGGCUGAAAAGCAAGUUGGAAGGGCUCUUAAAAAGGCUGGUCUUACUGUUUCUUCGACGAGUAAGCUCGCUCCAAAGUUCCAUGUCAUAGUUGCAGAAUACGUUCGCCAGAUCCAAAGCAAAAGAAGGGUUGCAAAAAAGGCUGCUCUAGAGAAUGCCAGUCCAAAAGAAGACGAUGUUAUCAGCUGUUAAUAAUGUCAUACUAAUCCUUUAUGGUUGAAAACUUUGGGAUACAACUGCAGUUAACCAUAUCCCUUAUCUUUGUUCAAAUUCACAAGAGCCAGUUUCCCAAGUUUACUUACCCGUAGUCGUUUUUUAGGUUUGCAAUUAGUUUCUUUAACUGCCUUAUUGAUCGGCAGAAAGCCACCAAUCUGCAAAGUGUCAGCUGCGAUGGUGUGGCAUAAAGAUUAUGCUCCCGUUGAAACAAGCAUAUCUGUGACUCGACCAGUCCUUGCGUUUAUUGUAAAUGUAUCAAAUGUCUCGAUAAAAUAGAUUUUAUUUUCCUGUCAUUUGUGAUGCGGAGUGCAUUAAUUCUUGAUUCUUUGUGGGUCUUGCAGCACAUUAUUUCUUGAAUUCGAGAUACAGUGAUAUAGUUAAGAAAUAUGGUUGGGGUGGAUGGUUUCAAAAAUUAAUGUUCGUUGAAUGGUGUUCGGUAAUUAUUUUUGGUUACGGCACAGAAGUCCAUAUCAUAAACUCUUCUUUUUUC